AUCGCAUAGGCGACGGCACCACUGCCUAUAACUAAGCUCUCUCGCCAGGCCAACUCCGGGGAGGCAUCGUCGCCGGACGAGCUAUUUUCUCUCAUGCACUCGCUCAGGCUGUCCAGUGGCACCAGCACGGGACUCGGCCGGUUCGCCUCCGCGACGUCGGUCGCCGCAGCUCGCGGAGGGAGGAGCGUGUCCGCCGCGCCGGGCAUGGAGCACCCCCGCGACGACACGCACAACACCAAGGAGGACGUGACGAGCCACCCGUUCGGGGUGGCCUACUCCACGAGGUCGGACGAGGAAGGCUUCGGCGGGGUGUACGCGAGGGACGACGACCGGCCGGCGUUCAGCCGUCCAACUGCCGAGGCGCAUCCGACCCAUCCUCCUCCUGACCAUGGCACCUCGCAGGUGAAGGAGGAGAAGGCGCGCCAUCUCAAGGACGACAAGCACGCCACCUAGCUUCAUAACUACUCCCUCUAUUCUAUAAUAUAAAAGCGUUUUUUACACUACUGAUAGUAGUGAUAUAAAACGUCUUAUAUUCGUUUACCGAGGUAGUACGUGUGUGUUUGCUUCAUCGCCGUGUCUAGUUUUAAGUUUGCCAUUAGAUGGCUCGAACUGCUUCUGAGGUUUGAAGCGAGCGAUGUAAAGCCAUGUUUUAAGGAGUUUAUCAUGUAAAAUAUCAAGGCAUGCUUCCGUGCCUUGCUAUCUAGGUUAUGCGUGCACCUAGCAUGAGCGGUAAAAUUAAGAGAUGAGUUGUUGAAGUGAUAGUGCCCUGUGGGCGUGGGAGCUAGAGUUCUUCUUUGGGCCGGUUUAGUAAGUCGGUUGUAGUGAUGUCUUACGUAAAGGACUCGAGUCUCCUUGUAAAAAAAGAGAAUGUUAUCCGAAA
Molecule: messenger RNA, 880 nt
Organism: Triticum urartu
Lineage: Eukaryota; Viridiplantae; Streptophyta; Magnoliopsida; Poales; Poaceae
Source: RefSeq, a predicted model, not a curated record